Messenger RNA from Caenorhabditis angaria, 869 nucleotides. The record is from the annotation of a GenBank genome assembly. Lineage: Eukaryota; Metazoa; Nematoda; Chromadorea; Rhabditida; Rhabditidae.
AUGUAUUGCAUCACGACUAGUUUGAAAAACGCAUCAUGCGAGGAAAAAUCUCGACAUGAUGCGUUAUUGAAACAGUUAACUAAUAACUACUUGCAAAACAAAGUGGGUUUCAGAUAUUAUUCUGUCAAAAAAACAUAAUUCAUUCGAAAUUUUCAGGUAAAAUUGAUUUCGUUGAUAGUGCAUCUUCUCAAAAUGCCACAUGGGCAAGCUGCAGCCAUUAAUCGAGAAGAGUUUGCCAAAAUCUUCAGAGGUUAUGACAAAGUAGGUUGUGAUGAAACUUUCACAGUAUGUUUAUUUGUGUUACAGGUUUUUGGAUACACGUUGUUUCGUUUGGUCUUCCAUCGAAAAUUAGGUAUUUUGGUUAGAAGUUUGACUAUGGAAUAUAAUAUCUACAUUCCGUCGGCAGUAAUCAAAGCAAGCAUUCCAUGCUUUAACAAAAACCCGGUUGGCAUCAAACUUCUAUUCGAAAAAAUACUAGAUGAUGCUGCUGAUAACAAGGCAAUUGACACUGAUUCUCUUCUUGGGGUUUGUUUUUUUGUUAAGAAUUUUAAAAUAUCGAAAUGCAACAACUUUCAGGAAUUGAUUGCAAUACCCGAAAAGAAAGCGCUACUAGAAUUGAAAGGGUUGCGUUGCAAUGCUGCAGUGGCUAUUGAUUUUUUAUUAACAUGCGGCGAUUCACAAAGUUUCAUAAUGUCGCUAUGGCUGAAGUAAGUUUAAAAAUAACCUCAACUUAGCAAUGUCUAACUGAUUACAGAAACUUGCAAGAGCUCAAAAUGAAUUUGAGCCGUCACGACGAAAAGAUGCUCCAUGACUCGCUGACAAACUUCACAAAAUCGUUGUUUUCAACUUCGUCGUCAAUAAAACUUUGA